GGCGGUAGGAUGGAGAAGGUCGCAAAUUAAAAACACUGCAUUCGCAACAUGUAUCAGGCGCUAGACUUGGAGUGGAGUCGUCAUCGUCCGGUCGUAUGUUUUUGAAUUUCGGACACUAAAUUCGAACAAAUUUUCUUUCGUCUAUCCUCGUUUGUGUGUCGUCUGCGCUGUCGUCUUUGCGUCGUUGAAGCAUGAGGGAUUUUUACAUGUCGAAGCAGUUGUUGUGUCGCAUGAAUUCUUUUCCUGGGGCGGUAAGCAAGUAUCUAUUGGCAGCAACAGCAUUUAUGACGCAGUACUUUGUUCGGCAGUACCGAAGUUAUUUUUGUAAACUGCAUUUUAUAUUCAUUUCAUCAACAGCAUCGGUCGGAGCUCUUGUGUAUCUGGUGUGCCUGAACCUGCAUCGCAGGGUGCAAAAUGGACGACUUCAUCGUCUUCUUUGACACCGACGGCCGCCAUGAGGGACAAGAGCCAGCGCCUGUGGCGAAGAAAAUCUUGCGGCAAGAUCAAACUUCCCGUCCCAGCACUGCACGCGACGAAACUACAAAAACAAAAUGCCACAACACGAUACCUCACCUAGAGCCGGACGAGACGGUUGAAAUCAAAAUUUAUCUCGAUGCGGCAGAAAGCACGUCAAUACCACGUGGUCAAGUGCACGAGCCACCUAUUUUAUUACCAAGCUCGGCUUCGGCUUUCUCAUUGCAGGAAAAGCUGCCUCGCGACCACACGGCGUUGACGCUUGAUCACGAAGAUGGUGCCAAGAGCAAAGCCACGUCCGCACGAAAAACGGAUGGAGAUGAGAAAAAGCCCGUCGCUGUAAAACUGAAUAGAGAAAAGUUCAUUCCAACAGAAACUACUACACGCGCAAAUCAUGGUACUAAGGCUGUCUCACGACAAAUUCUGCCUGCUUCGCCCACCCGUGUUUCCUCCUUGCCUCCAGCCUCCGCUCGUGUGAAACGGAACCGAAAGCGCUACUUCUGCUACCGCACAAUCGAGUUUCUGCUCUACGACAGGGACGACGAGAAGAAGUGUUCUUUUGAAGAUGGACAAGCUGGAUUUCACUAUCGCGAUCUGGAGCUCGGGGAAGGAACAGGAGUAGGUCAUAUCGACGACGACGAUGUUGAAAGCGAAGCCUGCAAAAAGACGCAAAAUGCCUGGUUCGCGCAGAGCGUCAUCAACCCAGGGAAAAUAAAACCAGCAGCAAAAAGUAGAACUACAACAAAAAAUACAGAAAACAAAGGACACGACCAGCACCCGUUCGCGUUCCUGCGGAAUUUCCUUUUCCUCCAGACGCUGAACCUGAGUAUUCUGUUCCACAUGAUCAAAAGUAGCUUCAUCAACGUCGACGCGAUGUAUGGUUUUCAUCCGCAAGGCCUGUUCAGCAACGUCUUUACUUUUGCUAAGCAUAAAGCCGCAACCUCGUUUCUCGCGGUCCGGACCGCGUUUCCCGCAGCCGCGGCGAUGUUGCAGAAGCAGAUGCAAAAAGAGGCGUUGGAGAAGCUGAUGAACACAGUGAAACAAUUCACGCUGGCGGAAAUGAAAAAAAAAGCCAAGACGGCGGCAAAAGCGGCGGUGAACCAGGCCAAAAAGGCGGUAAAGAACGCAGCGAAGAGCGUGGCGGACUCCGCCAAGCGGAAGGCGAAGGCUGUGGUUGCGAAGGGCAAGGCCGUCGUGAAAGCGGUGAAGGCGGCUCCCGGGAAGGCUCUGAAGGCGAUGAAAAGCGGUGCGGCAAAGGGCGCGAAGGCCGUGAAGGCAGGGGCCACGAAGGCCUUGGCUAAGGCCAAAUACGCGGCGGGGGCGCCCCGAAGGUUUAUGAGCCAGAAAAAGCAGGCCUUUAAGGACAUGAUGGCACGACGAGUCGCGAGAAACGCGCAGAAGAAAGUGGAGAAGGAGCAGAGGAAGGCCGCGAAGGCGGCCGCGAAAGCAGCGGCGAAGGCACUGAAGGCGUCGCGGCCGCCGAAACCGCCCCUGGGCACGCGGUUGAAGGGCGGCUUGAAGGCCGUCGGCGGAAAGGCAAAAGCCGGGAUGAAGUUCCUCGGCAACAAGACGGCGGCCGGCGCGAGGGCCGCGGGUGGGAAAGUCAAGGGAGGCGCAAAGUUUGUCGGCGGGAAAGUCAAGGGAGGCGCCAAGUUUGCCGCAGCAAAGGCGAAGGCUGGUGCGGUAAAGGUGAAGGCGGCCGUCACCGGGGCGUACGCAAAGACUAAGGGUGCAAUAACGGCGAAAGCGGUGGCGGCCUCGAACGCUUUGAAGGCCGUAAAGAUGUACCGGAAGCAACACGGGAUCGUCAGGACGGUGGGAAAGGGCAUCGUGCUCGGAGCGAAGGGCACCGCCAAAGCCGCAAAGGCAUCGGCCAAGGCCGUGCAGCGGGCGGCAAAGGCAGCCUACCGGGCCGGGCAAGCCGCCCACCGCGGCGCCACGAAGGCAACUAACGGAGUCAUCAAGGCAGCCGCGGCCGCGAAGCGCACCGCGAAACUCGUGCAGGCCAAGGCGGUCAAGUUCGGCGCCAAGGUGAAAGCGGUGACCGGUGGUGCCGCCAAAGGAAA
This is a messenger RNA of Amoebophrya sp. A120, 2540 nucleotides long. The record is from the annotation of a GenBank genome assembly. Lineage: Eukaryota; Dinophyceae; Syndiniales; Amoebophryaceae.